CUGCAGCUUUUCCUUCUUAGUCCGGCAUGAAUCCAAACCCGAGGGGUCCAUAGCAUCCUCAGCUCGUCGUCCCCUAAUGCCGGAAGGUUUCUCGACGGCUGUCCGGCACCGCGAUCGGUCAGCGAUAUGGCACUACGUAGAGCAGUCGCUCGCGGGCCACGAUGAUGUCUGCGGUGAGAGCGUCUCGUGAUGUUCCCGGUCCUUCCGAAUCGAGGCGUAGGAGUGCUGCCAUAAUCGUUCGUAGGGAAUCUUGUCGACCGUCGACGGAGGCGUAGCGGGUGGGGAGCAGGAUGAGGUGAGAAACAAAUCCGGGGCAGACGCGAGAACGAGCUUCAUCGCGAAGAAAGAAGCACCUCGGCCGGGUGGAAAGGCGUAUAUAUUGUUCUCUCUGCCGCUCUCUACCAUUCCGGUUUGUUCAUCAUCACCAUCAUCUCACUCUUCACUUUCAUUACUCCUCAUUUCCAUCAAAUCUCAGGUAGAUUUUCUCCUACAUUCUCUUCAUAUAAAGACAUAUCUGGACCGGUUCCUACCUACAUAUCAUCAAAAUGCAGCUCUCCUACCUCUUCACCACGCUUCUCGCGGCCUUCGCCGUCGCGAGCCCCAUCUCCACCGCCUCCGAUGCGGCUGAGGGAGCCCAGCUGGCCACCAGGGCUACCGAGGAGCUGACCGCCGAGUACCGGGCCGCCCAGAGAGCGAUCUCAAACUUGCAGGCGGGCAAGUUCUACUGGUUCACCAUCGAGUGGGAUCUCGGCGAGGUCAUCCCGGGCCCCACCCACGAGACACCCGAUGAGCUCAAGCAGCUACAGCAGCAGCUCGGCUUCGACCACAUCGGCUUGGUCGUCGGCCAGGUCACCGAGACCAAGACCGGCAAGGGCAAGAACGAGAAGAUCAAGAAGGACUUCAAGGCAUCCCUGCUCCACAUGACCAAGGACACCAAGAAGAACACCGAGCUCAAGGGUCCCAACUACAAGGCUGACCGCAAGGCUCUCAUCCGCGGCGGCGAGACCAGCAAGAAGAAGGUUGACGCGGCCAAGAAGGCGGCCAAGGAUUAUGUCGCCGCCAACCCCGUCUACAGCGUCGCUACCAACAAUUGCAACACCUUCGUCCAGACCAUCAAGGCCGUCGUCAGGUAAAUUAGCCUGGCUAGCCGACGACGGGUUCGCACGACCACGUACGAUUUUCCGACUACAUGAUACACGGGGCUCUCCAUCGCGACGAUGGUGGUAAGAGCGGGGGACUGAGUAUAUAGGGGAGAUGAACCUUCAGAUUGUCUGUAUAUAUAUUUGUGUGUGUAUUUUUUGCAUGGGGCAUUGGUUUGGUGGUUACGAUAGGAAUUACAGGAUAUGCAUAUAGAUUGGUAACGAUGGGCGGACGGGUCUGGGAUCCGAAUACAUAUAUAUAGGAUAUUUUAUCACAUCAUUUCCGCUC
Molecule: messenger RNA, 1428 nt
Organism: Durotheca rogersii
Lineage: Eukaryota; Fungi; Ascomycota; Sordariomycetes; Xylariales; Xylariaceae
Exons: 2
Coding region: 546-1133 (195 amino acids)
Source: RefSeq, a predicted model, not a curated record